This is a messenger RNA of Colletotrichum truncatum, 543 nucleotides long. Its product is annotated as proteasome subunit alpha type-4. NCBI's taxonomy places the organism in Eukaryota, Fungi, Ascomycota, Sordariomycetes, Glomerellales, Glomerellaceae. The record is from RefSeq and is a predicted model, not a curated record. Gene Ontology annotation, cellular component: nucleus; proteasome core complex; cytosol. Gene Ontology annotation, biological process: proteasomal protein catabolic process; ubiquitin-dependent protein catabolic process.
AUGCUUGCUGCCGUCGCCGGUAUGACUGCCGAUGCCAACAUUCUCAUCAACUACGCCCGCCAGGCAGCCCAAAGAUACCUCCUCACCUACAACGAAGAUAUUCCCUGCGAACAGCUCGUCCGGAGACUCUGUGAUUUGAAGCAAGGCUACACACAACACGGUGGUCUGAGACCGUUCGGUGUCUCCUUCAUCUACGCCGGCUGGGAUCCCCGCAGACAGUUCCAGCUGUACCAGAGCAACCCUUCAGGCAACUACGGUGGAUGGAAGGCGACGGCUGUUGGCGCUAACCGAGCGAGCGCGGAGAGCUUGCUCAAGCAGGACUACAAGGAGGACUGCACCUUGAAGGAGGCAUGCGGUAUGGCGGUCAAGGUUCUCAGCAAGACCAUGGACUCAACGAAGUUGAGCGCCGAGAAGCUUGAAUUCGCCACGGUUGGCCAGACUGAGGACGGCAAGAUCUACCACCGGCUCUGGACAGCAGAGGAGAUCAAGGCACUGCUCAAGGAGCACGACUUGGCGAAGGAUGAAUCUACGGAGGACAAAUAA